Molecule: messenger RNA, 852 nt
Organism: Gaeumannomyces tritici R3-111a-1
Lineage: Eukaryota; Fungi; Ascomycota; Sordariomycetes; Magnaporthales; Magnaporthaceae
Product: lipid binding protein
Exons: 4
Coding region: 1-852 (283 amino acids)
Biological process (GO): regulation of Ras protein signal transduction; regulation of proteolysis
Molecular function (GO): phospholipid binding; peptidase inhibitor activity
Source: RefSeq, a predicted model, not a curated record
AUGCCCACUUUCCGGAUCAAGCAGCUCCUCCCGCUGGCUGUGGGCCUCGCCUCCAGCGUGGCUCUGGGCCCCGACAGGCAGCACGUUCUGGGGCCAGAGCAGACUCAGACUGUCCAGGCGAUCGAUGGCAGCGGUGUCCACGACGAACUUCUCAAGGCCCAGAUUAUCCCCCAGAUAAUCGACGACUUUGCCCCCGCCUUCCUGCUCCACGCCGAGUGGUCCUCCAAGACGCACGCCGAGCUCGGCAACGACGUACGGCCAGACAAGCUCGAGCCCCAGCCGACCAUCACCCUGACCCCGACCAUCACGACCAAGGCCUCGAGCCCGCGGCACAGACGCGACAGCAGCGACGGAGACACGGCGGCCCGGGCGGCAGAGGACAAGCAGUGUCCCGGUCCCAUCGGCGCCGAUGUCAAGUCCAACAUGACGUACGCCAUCGUGCUGACCGACCCGGACGCGCCGUCGUACCACGACAACAAGUGGUCCGAGUUCUGCCACUGGAUCGCCACGGGCCGCGUCAUCGUCACCCCCAAGCCCCCGCGGGGUCAGCAGCAGGGCGGCGAUGGGGAGGAAGGGAGGGGCGGCUGCCCGCAGCUCAGCCUCACAGGCCUCGAGGACGUCGUGCCGUACAAGCCGCCCGCCCCGCCGAAGAAGACGGGCAGACACCGCUACGUCUUCCUUGCGUUUACGCCCGUCAACGCCACCACUCUGCCGCUCAACGUCACCAAGCCCGGCGAGAGGAAGCGCUGGGGCAUGGACAAGCCCGGGAGCGGCGUCCGUGAGUGGGCCGAGGAGAAUGGCCUUGCUCCCAUUGCUGCCAACUUCAUAUUUGCUCAAAACAACAAGCAGUGA